Molecule: messenger RNA, 609 nt
Organism: Ramularia collo-cygni
Lineage: Eukaryota; Fungi; Ascomycota; Dothideomycetes; Mycosphaerellales; Mycosphaerellaceae
Exons: 1
Coding region: 1-609 (202 amino acids)
Source: RefSeq, a predicted model, not a curated record
AUGGACGCGGAAGUUGAGGCUCUCCGACAUGGGCUCGCAAAGAUCCCGCAAGAGCUCUACGACGAAAUCUACAAUCUCGUCUUCACUGCCCCUCCUGGCAUCCGGGACCUCUCGGCCGACUCGCUUGCCAUCGGCGGCCAGCAGUCGGCAGCGCCCUCCACCCGCAAAUACCGCGCCGCUCUCUCCACCACCAAUCUGCUUCAAGUUUCACGAUCCACUCGCGAGCUGUACGCGUCCACCUACUACGGCGAGGGUGAGUUUCUCUUCAGCCACAAGAAGCCAGACAUGUUCAGCCACACGAACUCAGACAACAGAAUUUGUGAGAAAAAUAUGCGAAGAAUGGUCGCCUGGGCUAUCUCCCUUCCCGAAAAACAUCAGCGACUUGUCAAGAAGAUACACUUCCGGGUGGAGAUCUUCGAUUCCGAAUACGAGUAUAGUAGGGGCCCAUUCCAGUCGUGGUUUAGGAAAAUGAAGUGGUUGAUUCUAUCAAACCUCAUUGUACACUGCGCUGGGCUCAACCACAGACAAGUUUGUUCCUUUCACUAUGGCUCGGUCACCCAUGGAAGCGGUAAGACAUCUAAUGCUCCGUCUUCAAAGCAAGAUCUCUAG